Messenger RNA from Durusdinium trenchii, 1433 nucleotides. The record is from the annotation of a GenBank genome assembly. Lineage: Eukaryota; Dinophyceae; Suessiales; Symbiodiniaceae.
AUCACAGGUGAUGUCACACCAAAACUUCGCAGCCGUGCCAUGGCCAAGUUGGACUCCAUAGCUCUCACAGGCCGGGCCUGGGCAACCCAAGAGGCAGCCCAGUGGUUAGAAUACCGCCGUCGACUGCAACCUGACCCUGUAGGAGCAUCAAAGAGGUUGGACGUCAACAAACCCAAAGAUGCGGUUGAGGCUGAUGAAUGGAACAACCCUACUCCUGCCCCAGCACCAUCGUUACAAAGGUUUCGACGACCGCACCUUCUCCACCUGGAAGUGGGGGAAUUAAUGCUGAACUCAACUUUGCUGGACUUGAAUCUGUCCUGGUAUGAGACCGCGCGGUACUUUGCCUCCUUCCACCCCAGCUCUGUGAAACUGCCCACGGUGCACUUGCCACGUGAACCGCCUCGUCCACAGCCAAAUGCCAACUACAUGGUUUCAACCUCACAGCCAUCCAAACCAUCUCAGACACAGACCUACGAUGAAGAGGAGUGCAUCCAGUUCAAUGAGCAAAUGGACAUGCACAGCGAGCGGCUGGAUUCACAUUUCCUUCUUUUCCUUUGGUGCUGCAAGACUUCCAUGCUGAGCGAAUCCACCGUGCUUCUAGGCUAUCGGCCGCUGCCCCUGCGAGACCUGGAACUCCAUUCGCGUUGGGCCACGUGGGAUAUCGCGGACAUGGCUUCUGGUCAGGAGCUUGCCCAGCUCAGCCUACGGAUGGAUGUAAUCGCGCCGCCCAGUGAGAUCCAACUGCCUCACCUAUCAGAUGUUUCUGAGACGGGGUUCACUUUGAAUUGGAGUGAGCCUUUGGGUGCAGCAUCAACUGCCUACGCCGUUUCGGUGCGGCUGGCGGAUGGUGCUGCAGCCUUGUCCAGGCAGCUUACCACUGGCCACUCUGCUUCUUUGAGUGGAUUACAGCCCGGCACAACCUAUGUCGUUGAUGUGAGGGCCAUGAACCAGGCUGGAUGGGGUGACAGCUGCAAGCUGGAAGCCUCUACCGCAUUUGUGCAGGCAGCAGCCUUUCGAAUCAUACACAGAGAUCGGAGAUCAACAAGUGCAUGGAGUUCCAUAUGCUAAACCUCUCCGCCGCACACACCACACCCCAUCCAGACAGAAACUACUAUGAGACUAUGAGCAAUGACCUAGCUGGCCAGGCCCGGGAGAAGUCUAGUGUGACGCACUUGUGACCCGCAGUGAUAGCGCCAAACUACAUGGACCUUUGAAGUGGACACUUGCAACGGGAGUCACCACAAUGAUCCUAGGCCCUAGAAUCCUAUUGCGCCCUAUAUUAUGCAGAAGAGACUGUUGGGAGAAACCAGUUUCCCUCUUCGCCGUGGACCUGACUGUGCAUAGCUGACCUUUGGUUUCCAUGUGGGCAUCUUGAUGCUCAUUGUUGUCGUCCUCCUUGGAAAUCGGGAGGGCUUUCACAUCGGGCGGGCCAG